Crotalus tigris (Tiger rattlesnake) is the source of this 3460-nucleotide messenger RNA. It is a transcript of the gene TRMT61B, whose product is annotated as tRNA methyltransferase 61B. Gene Ontology annotation, biological process: tRNA methylation. Bases 1745 to 3334 code for a protein of 529 amino acids. Gene Ontology annotation, cellular component: tRNA (m1A) methyltransferase complex. The record is from RefSeq and is a predicted model, not a curated record. NCBI's taxonomy places the organism in Eukaryota, Metazoa, Chordata, Lepidosauria, Squamata, Viperidae. The transcript has 7 exons.
UUAUGGAAAAAAAAUGCAAAGACAGACAUCAAUAGGAUUUUUUUUAACCUUUUCAAACUAACAGUUGAAUUACAUACUGAUACUGUGGCCAGAGUAAGAAUAAGAGCUACAAGACUCUUUGUCACAUCCCAUUUCAAUGGUGUGAGGAGUCAGUCAAGUCUGUUUACUUCUUCCUUUUUUAUUUACAUCAAUUUAGUGGCCACAAAGUCAGAAAAUGUCUUCUCUCCUCACUUAGUGAAUGUAAAGUUUCAACUUUAAUAUAUGCCAACCACAUAGCUUUCAUUUCUAGCACCAAAACUGGCCUUAGAAGAUUGUUGCUAGCUUAGAUUAUUAUUGUGAAAGGAAAAAAAUGGUAAAAACAAAGAUAGUUUCAGUAAAAGCAUAAUCAAACUCAAAUGGACAACGCCGAACAAUAGAACAAUGUUGUUGUUGUUGUUAAUUGCGAAGUCGUGUCCGACCCAUCGCGACCCCAUGGACAAUAGAACAAUGCACCUCUUUUAAAUACUACUUUUGAGAAAUCCUUUAUAUGGAAGACAUACUUAAUCACCAACACUGAGAGGCAAGCCAUGAGAAUAUAAACUGAGAGCAAACUUGACUCCUUACUAGAACUGAUUAUGUUACUAAGUUUGGGUAAUGAAACAUUUGCAAGAAAACAAACAAGCUCAGAGAACCCCAAGGGACCCUCAUUUCAACCUGAGCUAGAAAUAUUCUCCCUUAUUGGCAAUAUGAUUGUUACCAGGUAUGUAUGUGUGUAUGUAUGUGUGUAUGUAUCUGGGGCAAAAAGAUCAAAAGAAAAUGGGACGAGAAGCAACCACAAAAAUAAUUUACAGUAGAAGAAUCCAGACACACUCCAACACGACUUCUAAAGAGAGACUAAGCCGGCGCAGGGUAUAUGCAUCAUCCCUUGUGCUUUUUCUCUCCACAAGGCUAAGAUCCAAUAGUUUUAUACCUCAACAUCCGGUUCUCAGUUGCAGUUAAUAGGCCUCCAUAUGCGGGCAGGACCACUAUAAAUGCGUAGAACUUAAGGUUAAAAAAAUACUUAAAUUUUAGUUAUUGGUAAAGCCUAAAAACAGAAGCCAGACACCACCCUCCGGCAGGAUACGCAUAGGUUAAGUUCAAUGAAAGAAAACGUUGAGUUUGUUGUGUUUCCUCCAUUCUGAGGACCCGCGUAAUAUAAUUUAGAUUCGCUCUUCGGAAACACUGGCACCUCUGAACACGGUUCUUAGAUUAUUAUUUUAUAAAAUUCAGCAGACAGAUUUUCCCGUCACGAAGUUGCAGAUAGCAGUGAAGACACCAAAGCCUGUUAAACCCCUACUUCUCUUGGAAAAGGAUAGAGAGGCAGAAUUCAAGGAGUACUGAAAGAAUCUAUAUCUUAGAGAAGAGUCCCAUUUCUUCCAAACCUCGUAGGGAAUGACAUCCUUUCAUCCUCCUUCUUUCAUUUAGUAUUUCGAUUAAUAUGUACCCUCGCUGUCUUUAGCUCCCCCAUUGAGGAUUCCAUUCAUAACCGGAAGCUGAAGAGGAAACCUACUUCUUCGGAAAGGCCCCUUUGAUUGGAUUGCGAUUGGCUCUGCAGCUCGCCCGGGAAGAAAAUGUUCCGUCUGCGUCCUGGGCGCCUUACAACCUGCAUGGUGGCUUUGGCGGAGUGGUAGAACGGCGGAUUCCAAUAAGCCAAGCAUAAAAUAAAAGAAAGCGAUUGGUGAAUUGGCGGCAUCUGAUCUCCUCAAAGGACCGGAGCACCGGAGCCAUGAUGGCCUGCUGCUGGCAAAGGCUGGGUCUGGUGGCAUCGCAAGGGGGGACUUGUGCAUCGCUCCGGACCAAGAUGAGAGAGGGUCGAUACUUACGCGACGCUGGGAGAAAAGGACUUAACCUCCGGGCUGGAGCGCCAGGAAUGGUCAUUGGUCAUUCCAAAGCGCUCCGGCACCAGCUGCAAGGAACGCCCACAGUCGAUUCCCAUGGCUUUAGUCGCCGGGUAUCUUCUAGCUCGACGAGGGACAGAGACGGAGGGGAUGAGCUUCCAGAACAGGUUAGCCCUAAAUCUCAGCAGGACUCCUUUAGAUUGAGGGAGACCAGCAGGGCUUGGAGACGGUCGCUAUCGCCCUUGGAAAGGCUGAGCCGGAUGAUUCCCCCCGAGCUCCACUCUGCGGAGAUCAGAGCUCUGAAAAGCGCGGAGAUGAAGGAAUCCAAGUUUCAGGAACACGAAACAGACGUCGCAGAGGUGGGAGUCUUUCCUGGAGCAGAUUCCCAGCUGGAUCGAGGCAUGUUCUCCGAGAAAAUAAAAAAUGCGCCUUCCAGGAACUGCCCCUUCCGAGUUGGGGAGCUGAUUCUAAUAGAGGGUCAUCGAAAACACGGCUCGAAAUUGAAGAUUCAAUGCGUGCUCACUGAUACCGGAACGUCUAAUACUAAUUUAGGUUUCAUUAGAUUCUCUGAGAUCAUAGGUAGACUCCCCGGGCAGCUAUUCCAAACGUCCCAGGAUAAAAUCUUGAUGAUUCGGAGGCCAUCCUUACAAGAAUAUGUGCUGCUAAUGGAUCGAAAACCUUCCAUCAUCUCUCCGAAGGAUGCCAAUACAAUGUUACUGCUAAUGGAUAUCACUCAAGGGGACAUAGUAUUGGAAGCUGGUUCUGGUUCUGGCAGUAUGAGCUUAUUUCUGUCAAAAGCAGUGGGGUCACAAGGACUUGUUAUAAGUUACGAAAUUAUGAAACAACAUCACAAAUUGGCAAAGAAGAAUUUUUGGCAGUGGUGUAAUGCAUGGAAACUAGGACGUGGUAAAGAGUGGCCAAAUAAUGUAGAUUUCAUUAAUCAAGAUAUUUUGACUGCAGCUGAGGAUUUGAAAUCUGUAACACUUGAUGCGGUAGCUCUGGACAUGCUUUCCCCACAGAAUGCUUUGCCUGUAAUUUUCCCAAGUCUUAAACAAGGGGGGGUAUGUGUUGUAUACUUGGCAAAUAUUACUCAGGUUAUUGAAUUGAUUGAAGCUAUCCGGAUCAGAAAAUUAGCCCUUUUUUGUGAAAAGGUUUUGGAAGUUACACAUAGAGAUUGGCUAAUAUGCCCAGCUACAUGGGAAAAGAGAAAUGUUCUUAAAAACAUAGCAUCUGAAUUAAACAUCAAUGAUGAAACUGUUUGCCAUUAUGAAAAUGAUGUUUCUGCUGAAGAGAGAGGAAAUGAAGCUCUUGUUUCUGCCAAUGUAAGAAUACCUUAUGUUGCUAAACCUUUCCCAUACCAAGUUGGUCACACAGUAUUCCUUGUCAAGCUGAGGAAAUUUAAUUCAUUAUAUCCAAACACUGCUCCCGACGGAAUGUGCCAAUUUGAAGACCGUACUUCAUCAGAAGUAACACAUUAAAUUUUCUUCUGAAAUGAGUAUUAUUUGGGAAACAUCGGAUGUGUUUACAUUGACUAAGAUACAGUAUGUUUCAAUAUAUUAAUGUGUUUAACACAUAAAAUAAAUAAACCAAAUUUAGACAAAAAA